This is a messenger RNA of Pleurotus ostreatus (oyster mushroom), 1431 nucleotides long. RefSeq lists its product as uncharacterized. The transcript is spliced from 10 exons. NCBI's taxonomy places the organism in Eukaryota, Fungi, Basidiomycota, Agaricomycetes, Agaricales, Pleurotaceae. Bases 1 to 1431 code for a protein of 476 amino acids. Gene Ontology annotation, cellular component: mitotic spindle; MWP complex; microtubule organizing center. The record is from RefSeq and is a predicted model, not a curated record. Gene Ontology annotation, molecular function: protein binding. Gene Ontology annotation, biological process: protein localization to mitotic spindle pole body; microtubule anchoring at mitotic spindle pole body; mitotic sister chromatid segregation.
AUGGACUUCACCGAAAUUUACAAGCAAACGUCCUCCCUGGUCGAGUUCAGCCCCGGCGCGCACUUUAUCGCGACAGCGGUGCAGGACCGGCUUAUCAUAAGACGCGCUGAUUCUUUCCAGAUAACGCGAACAUGGCUUAUCGACGCGUCGCCGUCUGCUACGUCCGUGCUCAUAUCUUCGACAAAAGGCAAAGCGUCGUCGACGGGCAGUGAGAAAUCGAUAUCUCACAUUGGCUGGUCCUGUGACUCAGAAUACCUCCUUGCUGCGUGUGCAAAGAGCGGUACUGUUCAGAUAUUCAAACUUGGCGAUGAGGAAUGGACGGCGCAUAUCGAUUCAGGCGCGGAGGGCUUAGUGAAAGCAGAAUGGGCACCAGAUGGAAGAACUGUCCUUUGUUUCUCCGAAUGGGGGCUCCGAGUAACCCUGUGGUCACUGGUCACCGGUCGUGCAAGCUACCUCAACUUUCCUAUACACCCCGACAGAGGGUAUACUUUUCGGGCGGAUGGCCGGUACCUAAUCCUUGCUGAACGACAUAAAUCGAAGGAUACCCUCGGUCUGUACGACGCAGCUGAAGGCUACAAGCCAGUUCGCCAUUUCCCUUUACCCACAUCGUCUCUAUCCUCGCUAGCUUUAUCUCCCAGUGGGAACCAUCUCGCCGUAUGGGAAGGACCUCUCGAGUAUAAACUUUAUAUUAUCUCCUUGAAUGGUGAUCUACUGGGAUCUUUCUCCCCAGACCAUGACCCUGGCUUCGGAAUCCGCGGGGUUGCAUGGCACCCCACCGGGAUGUUCCUGGCAGUUGGAGGUUGGGAUGACAAGCUCUACAUCCUUGACAGUCUCAGUUGGGGACCGGUAGCGACAUUGGAGUUAACAGGCCGCCUGGGAAGUAACGUUAUCUUGUGGAAGGAACCUUCUCAAUGGGUCGAAGAUACUGAUGGCCGGGGAUUUCUUUCAUAUGAACGGAUACAAGGCCCUCAAACAAUACCAAUCAACCGAGUCGACCACUCCAAACUCCCUAAAGCAGGCGUCGUGCAAAUAGAAUGGAACAAGACGGGCACAAUACUGAUGGCUCGAUACGAGAGUGUCCCUAACGCAGUAUACCUUUAUGACUUUCCGACUCCAUCUCAGGAAUUCUCGCCGAAGUUACGUUCUGUGCUCCUCCAUUCUUCCCCAGUCUUGCAAGUACGGUGGAAUCCCAUCCGCAAAGGUAAUCUUGCCCUCUGUUGCGGAUUACGCAGUAUAUAUACCUGGAGCGACGAAUGGCUCGGCGAUAACGACGUAGAAGAGGAGAUGGCUGAAUGCAUCGGCGUGCCAACUAAACAAUUCCAGACCAGAAGUUUCAAGUGGGCUCCAGAUGGGAAGGGAAUAAUUCUGUUCGAUCAAGGGAUUUUCUGUUGUGCUUUUGAAGUCCAGAAAGAAGCCGAUUCCGAAUUCUAG